GACUCCUUGCACCUUGCUACUGAAUGUGGACAACAAGUUGAAGGCUGUAGCGAGCGGCAGUGUCGUCCUGCCAACACAGCGGAUUUUCCACUGAGUCAGGAUGGAUGAUAGCGUGAGCCGGGUUCGCGUGAACCGGUCGUUACCGGGAUGCCAAGACCUCCAUCCUCCUUAUCAACCCCCGGAAACGGAAACCCCGCUCACUCUCGGGGACCUCAAGAAUCACAUCCUUCUAUGGCCGAAAGCCCUAAUUCGGCUGAACACCGCCGCCUCAGGUUCGGAGGCAAGCUAUGGCAUGGUCACUCCUCAGGAUGCGACGGCUGCCCCGAGUCCUCCACCGGCUGGUGGUCCUUUUGGGCCCGAUAGCCAGCCCGACAGUCAGCCCGAGAGUCAGCACGGCAACGCGUUGGACAUCGAUCAAGCUCCAAUCGAUACGUUCAUUGCUGAGAUGGAGGGCGACGCGGUUUCUCCUUACAAGCCACCCGCCGAUCGUACGCUAAAGAAGAAGUUGUUCCUUUCACAAGAAACUCCCGAGCAGGAAGACACUACCGCCUUCACCGCUCCACCCCGAGUUGGGCUUACCCCGAGGACACUCCUUGGUGCGACCACGGAGGGUAUGAAACAAAACGCCACUCCCAGUUGCAGUAAGAAGAAGGCCAGGAAGCGGAAGAAGUCCGGAGAUGUUGCCGGAAGCAAGAAAGUGGUUAAUGACAAGUUGCCGACCCCGUGGAGGAAGAUGCAUCACAUAGGCCAGCCUAUGCUGCCGGCACACAUUGUCCAGCAGGUGACGCCGGAUAUGAGGAGCUUGCAUGAUGCUGUUCUAAUGAAGGAGGACCUACUUCUUCGAGAUAGAAAUCCCUCGUACCCGGUUUUGACGGCCAAGGUGCCCACUGGCUUUGGCUUUGUCACCACAUACCCUGCGGACUUGAUGUUCAUUCGACAUGAAGACAUCUUCAGGCUCUUGAACAUGCAAUAGCUCGACCGAAACUUGGUCCGCCUCCUAUCGCUCAGCAUGGCGCACGAUAUCGCCAUGGAGAACACAGCGCACAUCGCUAUCAUGGACCCCUUCUACAUGACUCCAGCUGUCGUCCAGAACGAACAAGCGUUUCUAGCGAAGUACAUCAAGGAUUUCUUGGUGUUAAACAAGGAUAAGACAUGCUUUGUCAUACCAUAUUUCCGCGAAUUCAAGUACUGCACCCUCCUCCUCUUUUACUCGUAUCAUUCAGAUGUCAGUUACCUCGACUCCGGGCUUGAUCCGGACAAGGACUUCACCGACCUUAAGUCUACACUUGAUAAAGCCCUCAGCGGCUUCAUAGCCGAGGUUGGCAUCGACAAAAUCAGGCAUGAGAAGAAAGUGAAAGGUUGCUAUGUGUGCAACCACAUAACCAAGUUCCCCUGCCUCAAGCAAUCGGCGCAUGACAAUGGGAUGGAGGCCUGGUUUGCCAUCCUACAGAUGAGGUCGAUUGUAAGGUCUCAGAACGAUCUCUUGUUGCCAUCCAGUCUUCAGCGGAUGUUCGUGAACAUGUUGGACACCACCGAUGAAAACGUGAGAGCCGAGUUCCGUGCCAUCCAGCGGACCAUUUGCACAAUACUCUGGAGGGAUGUCUGCGGUAAUGGUGGCUUGUUCCACUAUGGUCCCGAACUUUCUAAGGCCGAGAUAGAAGGCCGAUUAGAAGAUGGAUGUGACGACAGAACAUUCAACACGCUCGAGGGCAUCCGUCCCUUCCCACCGAAGCCGACUUGACUCAAAAACUUUUGUCCUUUGCAAAUAUGACGUACUAUGUCGUCUACCACGGCCGGGUUCCUGGAGUCUACGAGGACUGGGAAGACUGUAGGAGGCAGGUCCACCGUUUCAGCGGCAACAGCUACAAGGGGUACACCACUUUGGAGGAAGCGGAAACUCGAUACGCCAACUUUCGAGCGGGACAGAGGAGGGAGAUGUGGAGGACCCCUUUCAUCGUGAUGAUGCUUGCCGCCACCGUCUCUCUAGUUUAUUAUGUCAUUGUUGUUUAGCUAGGUCAUCGACACUGGACUUAUAUGUAUUUCUGUAACAUGUGCUACUUCGAGUCGUGAUGGUUGAACUAUGGUCGACACUUGUGUUAUUGAUGCAUAUGCAUGCAUAUUAUGGACAUUUCGGGACUUUCUAAUGAUGUGUAUCAUUGCCAA
Molecule: messenger RNA, 2163 nt
Organism: Lolium perenne
Lineage: Eukaryota; Viridiplantae; Streptophyta; Magnoliopsida; Poales; Poaceae
Source: RefSeq, a predicted model, not a curated record